UAUCACACAUUCACACGUACCUUACUGCAUCUACUGUCUUCUCACGCACACAUGGAAACCCUAGAAAUUGCAAAAAUGGCAUCAAGAGCUCUCGCCACAGCCUACUCGAAGCUCCUCUCUCGAAUGGCUGUUCGUUCCCUCUGCACCUUCGUUCCUUCCUACCCCAAUUCUGGGUCAGAUAGUCCAACUAACGGUUCGGGUUUGGACUAUCGCAACAGAACAUUCGAACGUUUACUGAAAGAAGGGCCAGAAUUGCCCUGGAAGGUGAAGAGAGACGAGAAUCAUGCGAGGAAGGUGAUGCAAUACGAGAAUCAUGCGAGGUUGGAAGAAGAAGAAGACGAAGAAGAAGAGGAAGAAGAGGAAGAAGAGGAAGAAGAAGUGGACACUGAGCCUCUGUCCCCGGAUGAUUACCCGUCCGACUUUUUUGACUUGAUGUUGUGGAAUGACAGGCGACUGUGGCGUAAAUGUCAUACUAAUGCAGCUGAUGAUGCAAUCUACAUUGAGGAUCUAGACUUCUUAAGUAUGCUUCAUCCUGUGCUGGUUGCCCUUCACAUCAAGAAAGGAGCUUCUCCAAACAUUUACGAUUUAUAUACUGUUCGUAGAUCCCGACAUCUUUUUUUUGAACAGAAGCACAGCGUAAUAUUAGAAAAUUAUGGGUUGUACAAAAAGGGUAACACUGAUUGGCAUGUGGCUGGGGAUUCCAAGUUGAGAUAUAUCUCGAUAGAUGACUUCAUGUGGUGGUUGGAGUGGGUUCCUCAACAGUACAAAGAAAGGAUUUAUAAUUACAUGUUUAAGCAACAAAUUUGUGUUUUGGAGAAUUGUCCGACGACUUUAUUAAAACACCCAGUAAUUAUCUGUUUUUGGCAAUCGCCACGCGUUGGGUGGUACAAGUUAAACAUUUCUGGGUUUUUUAAGGAAAAUCUUGGUGGGACCAAAGAAGCUUAUUGUGGAGAAGUACUAAGAGAUUCUUGGGGAACGGUUUUGGAGAGGUUCCAUAAGCCACUUCCUGAUGCGACAUCUAGAGAUGAAGUAUUCUUACUUGCAGUGCAUCAUGGGAUAGAUGAAAUUCUCCGAAGGAGAUCGGAAGCAAUGAAAAUAAUAUUGGAGAUUGACCAUAUUAAAAUUGUCAAGAUUCUGUGUCGCAGGAAGCAUGUCCCGUGGGAUUAUAUGGAACUUUGUUGGAAAAUUUUUGAUAUGUUGGAAAGGUUCGACCUAUAUGAAAUAUUGUUUACAUAUCCUCAAGGAAACGGUCUAGCUAAAAGAGUUGCGUAUAUAGGUUCUCAUCUGACUAUGGGACAGAGUUUUCCCAUAGGCAACAGAGGUUAUGAAAAACAAGUCUGGUGUGAUCAAUGGUUGAUUCCACGAUAUGAGAUCGCCCCUGGAAAAAUGGACAAAGUAGAAUCGUCUGAUGAUGAUAUUUGAAGUCAGGUUGUGGACGUGGUGAGCGAGCUGUGAAGAAGAAAACAAGGCAAGGAUGUAAAGUGUUUGGUGACUUAGCUUCCAAAUUUUGGGUUAGUUAGGCCUUGAAAUUAUCUAUGUAUUGACUUCAGUAUUGAAAAUUCACUGCAAGACAGAUGUAACAUUGUCUUUUAAUGUUACAUAUGUACAUUUGAUUCUUGUAUCUAAUUUGAAUUGAACGGAUUUUUUACUUAA
Molecule: messenger RNA, 1653 nt
Organism: Cornus florida
Lineage: Eukaryota; Viridiplantae; Streptophyta; Magnoliopsida; Cornales; Cornaceae
Exons: 6
Coding region: 52-1422 (456 amino acids)
Molecular function (GO): nucleic acid binding; RNA-DNA hybrid ribonuclease activity
Source: RefSeq, a predicted model, not a curated record